GGUUUAUCGCGGCCUUCCCACACCUUCGCGUUGUACCACCACGGGGCUAGAGGGGCCGGGGAGCGCAUCCCGCCCCCGCCCCCACCCACGCCGCCCCCUCCGCCGCCGCCACUGCCGCUCCUCACACACUGCGAAUCACUGGCCUCACUACCUGAGGUCGGGGCGGUGCGGGUGCGGGUGCGCGCGCGCGCGCGCGCCGACCACCGGCGCGUUCUAACCCGCGCGCCUGCCUUCCCGGGCUUCGUCGGCGCGCACCGAUUUCCGCAUCCGGCUCCGGACGCUUCCGGUCUUAGCUGGACUCAUCUGGGAGGGUAUACUACAGACCUCCACAUGUUGGACAGUAGGAUUCAGCAGAGAAUGAGUCCCACAUCCUCUUUUCAUCCAUAAGCCACUCUUCCCAACUACUCUUCCGCCUUCCAUUGUCCCUAUGUCUACUUUACUGCUCAAUCUGGAUUUUGGGGAACCUCCUCCCAAAAAGGCAUUAGAAGGAAAUGCCAAGCACCGAAAUUUUGUCAAGAAGCGGAGGCUUUUAGAGCGGAGAGGCUUUCUGAGUAAAAAGAACCAACCCCCUAGCAAGGCGCCUAAGUUGCACUCUGAACCUCCAAAGAAAGGGGAAACUGCUACGGUGGAUGGCACUUGGAAGACCCCUUCCUUCCCAAAAAAGAAGAAGACAGCUGCCUCCAGCAAUGGGUCAGGACAGCCCCUGGACAAGAAAGCUGCAGUGUCUUGGUUGACCCCUGCCCCUUCAAAAAAGGCUGAUUCUGUUGCUGCUAAAGUAGAUUUGCUGGGGGAGUUCCAGAGUGCCUUUCCAAAGAUCGAUAGCCACCCAACCCGCUCUCAGAAGAAGAGCUCCCAGAAGAAAUCCUCUAAAAAGAACCGUCCUCAGAAGAAUGCCCCACAGAACUCCACCCAAGCUCAUUCAGAGAAUAAAUGCUCCGGAGCAUCCCAGAAGUUGCCACAGAAGAUGGUGGCAAUUGACUGUGAGAUGGUGGGCACAGGACCAAAGGGGCAUGUUAGUUCCUUGGCUCGAUGUAGCAUUGUCAACUACAACGGAGAUGUGCUUUAUGACGAGUACAUUCUUCCCCCCUGCCACAUUGUGGACUACCGAACCAGGUGGAGUGGUAUCCGGAAGCAGCACAUGGUGAAUGCCACACCCUUCAAGAUUGCUCGAGGCCAGAUCUUGAAGAUACUCGCAGGGAAGAUAGUGGUGGGGCAUGCCAUCCACAACGACUUCAAAGCCCUUCAGUACUUUCACCCCAAGUCCCUCACCCGUGACACCUCCCAUAUCCCCCCCCUCAACCGGAAGGCUGACUGCCCGGAGAAUGCCACCAUGUCUCUGAAGCAUCUCACCAAGAAGCUGCUAAACCGGGAUAUCCAGGUUGGGAAGAGCGGACAUUCCUCUGUGGAAGAUGCCCAGGCCACCAUGGAGCUGUACAAGUUGGUUGAAGUCGAGUGGGAAGAGCACCUAGCCCGGAAUCCCCCUACAGACUAGUGGCAGUGGGGAUGCUGGUGAUACGGGGAGGCAAAGGCAGCGCCCAGAGAAACAGCACAGUGGACCAAUGGACAGCUCCACCAGCUCCACAUCUUUGGAAGCUAGAUUUCUGGGGAGAGAGAAGCUCUACCCCAGACUUAAUACCCAUUGAAAUUUCACCUCAGGUGUUGUGUCCUGUGUCUGGUUAAGUGUCCCAUGGAAGGGGGAAGCCUUCACAUCAGAACCCAGCCCUAUACCGUUUACUUCUUAAAUGGUGCUAACCACAGGUGUCCCAGGGUGCUCUGUGCCAGUUAAGAUUUUUAACUUUCAAGGGGCAGGGCAUACUGGGAAAUGUAGUUUCCCAAACUGCCUUAUCACUUGGGUGGACAUAUGUCUCCUUUUAUGCCUUUUGGUUGAGUAAUUAACAGCAUCCUCUUCCACGCUCAGAAGUGUUCUGGUUGGGGCCAGGCAUGGUGGCUCACACCUGUAAUCCCAACACUUAGGGAGGCCGAGGCGGGCAGAUCACGAGGUCAGGAGAUUGAGACCAUCCUGGCUAACAUGGUGAAACCCCGUCUCUACUAAAAAUACAAAAAAUUAGCCGGGUGUGGUGGCAGGCACCUGUAGUUCCAGCUACUCAGGAGGCUGAGGCAGGAGAAUGGCGUGAACCCAGGAGGCGGAGCUUGCAGUGAGCCGAGACUGCGCCACUGCACUCCAGCCUGGACUGGAGACUCCGUCUCAAAAAAAAAAAAAAAAAAAAAAAAAUUGUGUGGUCCCUUUCCAUGUCACAGACUCUGCUUUUGGCUCAGAGUCUAUAUCUAGCCUGUGUCAGGAUAUUGCCUGUUCUUCCCACCUUGACUUCCAGAGCAGCCAUCGCUGGUGAGCUUUAGUUCUCCUUAAGGUUCCAAGGCAUUAGAAGUAAGAGUGUAGCUUGGAAAUCAACUUUUGUGAUUUAGGAAAGCUGUCUCUUUCCUAAGGUAAUAGGGGGUUUAUUUCAUUUAGGCCCCAAUUGGUAGGUUUUAAAAUAAUUUAUAAAGUGUUUUAAUAAUUUGGUUGUCUUUUUUACCUUGCUAAACCAAGCCUCUAAAAACUCAAAUUAUUCCCUUGAUAAAUUUUUAUAAUGGAAAAGCA
Molecule: messenger RNA, 2599 nt
Organism: Symphalangus syndactylus (siamang)
Lineage: Eukaryota; Metazoa; Chordata; Mammalia; Primates; Hylobatidae
Gene: ISG20L2
Product: interferon stimulated exonuclease gene 20 like 2
Cellular component (GO): nucleus
Molecular function (GO): nucleic acid binding; 3'-5'-RNA exonuclease activity
Source: RefSeq, a predicted model, not a curated record